Molecule: messenger RNA, 1833 nt
Organism: Mesorhabditis spiculigera
Lineage: Eukaryota; Metazoa; Nematoda; Chromadorea; Rhabditida; Rhabditidae
Source: the annotation of a GenBank genome assembly
AUGACCACCAUGUUCGAAGCUGCCGUGCUCGUCUACCCAGGUUACGGUAAUACCGUAGCCAUGGGAUAUCCGGCAGCAGCGGCUUAUUACCCGCCCGUAUAUGCAUAUCGACCGAUGUACAGCCCGUACGCAGCGGCAGCCUACUAUCCGAUGGUCGCCGGAUACUAUUCAAGGAAACAACCUGCCACAAAGUUAUGGCAUCAAAAGGAAAACGUCGCGCCUCAGAUUCCGGAAGACUCCUUGCCACAGGAGCACGACGGAACUAGACGCAAAAAGAAAAGAAGCCUGAAUUUAUUUACCGCUAUGGGCAUUUGGAAACCGACCGGAAAAUUAAACGACUACACGAAAUGCACCUCGAAGAAAUAUGAAACACCAUGGACUUCAAUCUACAUAGCAUCUGCCAUCGCUUUCCUUCAAUCAUUCCAGUAUUCCAUGUUUAGUGCAACAUUAUGGAGUUAUACAUUAUCGGUAAAUGGCAACGUAACGCAGUCAAUUUUCGGGUUGAUUGUAGGUGCAAACAGCUUCAUGCAGGCGAUUGCUGCGCCCGUUUUUGGUUAUUGGAGUACGCGGAUAGAGAAUGUCAAGCUACCCUUAUUUACUGGACUUCUAUUUAUGGUGGCCGGCAAUAUCCUAUAUUUUAUUAUGCCAUUACUACCCGCCGGCAGCGCCUUCACACUACUUAUCGUAGCGCGAAUGCUUACAGGAGUUGGGGCAGGAAAUUCAGCCCUGAUUCGUGCAUAUGCUUCUCAGGCUUCAUCCUCUGCAGAUCGGAGUAAGGCCAUUGCAUGGACUACUGCCGGUGAUACGUUAGGGACGACGACGGGGCCAUUAAUCCAAAUGGCUUGCCUUGGCCUUGGACCAGUGGGGAUCAGCUUCUUGGGACUACGAUUUACAACAUACACAAUGCCAGCCUUCGUGGCGCUUCUAAUCGAUCUUCUCGGGUUGUUAGUCGUUUCGAGGUUCUUCGUGGAAGACUACACAAUGCUCCGCCUGGAACAAAAGGAGUAUCAAGACUGUGAUAUGACACCCUGUUGGAUUGCGGUGGCAAUUUGCGUAAUCACCAGAUAUUCACAAUCCUUAUUACUUUCUACGUUCGACGGCGUCGGAAGUUCGUAUACCACAAUGAUGUUCGGAUUUGAUGUGGUCGAAACGGAUCGUUACAACAGCUUGUCAUUAGCGAUUCAAGCGCUUGUCGGCUUUCUCGUCUACCUUAGCUUCAUCUACUUCAAUUGCGGAAAACAACUCCCAAUGAGAGCCUCCAUCUUCACUGCAAUUCUAGCAUUCAUGACCUAUCAUGCAGUCACCUUUUCCUAUCCGUUUUAUUCAGACCAUGUUAUCGUUUCAAAUAAUGCUUCUUCAACGGGCCAUGAAUUUGGUGUCUGCGAAGGUACCAAAUAUGAUUGGUGCGAAUCGUUGACCACCUACCACCCGCUGGUGUUCUACGUUGCGUAUUUGGGGCUUGUCGGAGGCUUCUUCCCGGUCAUCAACAUUGCGUUGACUACACUAUUUUCAAAAGUGAUUGGGCCACGCGCACAGGGUACGCUUCAAGGCGUCUUCCAAGUGGCCGGAUGCAUUUCGAAAAUGAGUAGUCCCGGGAUCUUGGGCUCCGUCUUCACAUUUGGCGGCCCUCGAGCGGUAUGGAUACUCCAAGAAUCACAACUUUUCAUCGUCCUGCUUCUUUGGAUCAUUUUCAGACGGAAAAUGAUUGGGCUGACGGAACGGUUGGAGCAGGAGGAUAUGUGCAAACGAUCGAUUGGGUCAGAUUCUGAUUCGGAGCAGACGAAGGGUCCUUUUGAAAUUGUUGUUUGGGUUACGAGAAAUAGCUAUAAGGCU